GGUGCUGAUUGCAAUUUUUCAUUUUCUCCAAUUUCCAGAUGAAAAUAAUCAUCAUUUUUCACAUUUACCCAUGAUAACCACCUAAUUAAAUUGAUUGAUUUGGUGAAGGACAAUAUUCUACAAGCUAAGCUUCAUCUUAAAGUAAAUACAAAUAAAUCAGGAAUGGUAAUUUAGGUUUUGAAAACAGAAGCUCAGCAGUACAACUACAAAGAAAGUAACUAAACGAACUGAAAAGAGACCAACUCAGACUUCGAUAUCCAUUGUACACUAUGGCCGGCUCCGAUGGUGAAGCUCAAGACCAAUUGGUGGAUCUCGGGAUAACCCCGGAUCUCAUGGAACAGGUACCAGCUUGUGAAGCUGAGGGGAUCAUGCGUGCCAAGAAUGCGCAGCCUAGUCAGUUUGCCAGCUAUUGGGAGAAAGAUGAGGCAGACAUCGAUCAUGCUACAGAAGAAGAGAUCAAAAAUGAUCCGGUCAAAAGGAUCCUUUGGGCAGCUGAGAACAACAAAUUGAAGAUCGUCGAUGAAUUACUUGAGGAAGAUUUAGAUUUGGUUUGCUGCGUGGAUGGCGAUUGUUACACACCCCUUCAUAGGGCAGCCUAUGGUAAUCAUCGAGAGGUUGCCGAGAUCCUGAUCAGAUUCGGCGCCGAUCUCGAAGCACGAACUGUCGACGGGUGGCAACCUCUCCACAGCGCGUGUUUCUGGAACUGUUCGGCCGUCGCCGAGCUUCUCAUUCAAAAUGGCGCCUGUAUUAACGCGCAGACGAACGGACACCAGACGCCCCUGCAUCUUGCCGCAUCACAACCCGACAACAAAGAAGUCCUGAAGCUCUUACUUAUGAAUCCGGAUCUCGACGCAAAUUUGAAAAACGACAUCAACGAGACGCCAAAGGAUAUUUGUCUGCGGUCGUCGAAUCUCCAUUAUUUGUUUGAGAUUGCAGAAGAUAGCAUAAAUUUACUGCGAUAGAUUCUGUUUUGUAUUGUUUUAUUUUUUGUUUCGUAUUGUUGUAAUAUUUGUUGGGAAUAGUUGAAAAGAUUUUCAAGGGGUACGCCCUUCAUAAUUACUGAGUCCUGGAAAUAGAAAUACUGUCAUACGAAAUGCCAUAGUGCAGUUAUUGUCCCUACGAAUGUGCUUAAACUUGGUAUUCAUAGUAUUUGUAUUGUCUACUCAACUGCAAUGCUAAAAUUUAUAUUUCCUGCAUAUUUGAGCAUUUUGAAAUCUUUAAAUUCAAUGACAAAUUCAAAUUUUCAACGAACGGCGUAUGCCUUUAAUUGGUUCCUUUGUCUGUUUGAUGGGUCAACAUCAUUCGGUUAUUUGUCAAUGGGUUGUUUAUUAUUGGCACCUCACAAGAGUAAAUUAGUAGGUGUUGAAACCUGAUCUCAGUGUAUAUUGCUGGUUGGAGGAAUUCUUCAAUGCGCUUUUGUCAAGGUGAAACAGAAUGUGGCUUUGACCCUGUGCAUGCUGCCCCAAUUUUAAAACCGGAUUUGUUGUAAACCUUGCUUUAUAUCUAUGUGGUAAAUUUGUACCAGAAUCUGUGCAAAACCCACCUUGUUGAGAUUAUUGUUAAAAAAAUUUUAGUUCAAAGAAGCAAAUCACAGAGAUGAGAUUAAUAUUGUUUGUAUCCAACUGCACAGUGAAAAAGUUUUGGCAUGAUAGAUCUGUACUAUUAUUAGACUGAGUUGUUCCAUUGACACCAUUGUCGGUGAAACCAAACUUUAAAAUAUUUGUCUAAUCAACAGCAAUGUUGAAAUUAGUAUUCAGUACAUAUUGUGCAAUGGGAAAUUUUCAAAUUAUAUUACAAAUUUCAAAUUUUUCAUGAACGUCAAAUGCCUGUAAGGGUACCAACACCUGUUGUAACAAUCACCUGUGUAUUGCUUAGUGUUAAAGCUAGUAUUCAUAUGUGUGUGCAAACAAUUGUUAACAAAGAUCCAAGUACAUAUUGUAGCCAGCAGUCCAGUCCAGUAUUUGUAAGCCACCAAUUUGUGCCGAAUUUAUUUUGUACCAUCAUGUUAAUUGGUUGUAACGUGCUACCCUUCAGAAAUCCUGUUCUAAUGGUCUCCAUUAGUUCAACAGCUUGGAUGUCCUUGCAGCUUAUCAAGACAAGCCUUUUUUGUUAGGAUGGAUACCCCUCUUUGUCCCCAACAUUCAUAAACUGAUAACUUUUUUUGCGAGGCUUGUCAGUCACCUGAUUCAUGUCGUGACAUCCUGUGCUAUUACCCUUGUGCUGUUGUAAAAUGAAUGUUUAUUUUUGUAAUAAAGUAUUAUUGUCUAAAUUAUU
Messenger RNA from Lineus longissimus, 2274 nucleotides. Its product is annotated as ankyrin repeat domain-containing protein 49-like. The coding region runs from base 270 to 962 and encodes 230 amino acids. Gene Ontology annotation, molecular function: protein binding. The transcript is spliced from 5 exons. Lineage: Eukaryota; Metazoa; Nemertea; Pilidiophora; Heteronemertea; Lineidae. The record is from RefSeq and is a predicted model, not a curated record.